CAAUUAAACACAAAAGAAGAAGAAGAAGAAGCUCACGCAGCACAUAACAAGUCGACCACGAGCACCACCAGGCAAGAACUUCACUUCAGCCAAAACAGAUUCUCAGGCAGUGUGUGUUGAGGUGUUGAUGAUGGCAGUGGACUGGGCUGGAUAUGGAUAUGCAGCACUAGUAGCAUCUGGAGGAGUCAUAGGAUAUGUCAAAGCAGGCAGUGUCCCGUCCCUGGCAGCAGGGCUGCUCUUUGGUGGUUUGGCUGGUUUUGGUGCUUACCAGACAUCACAAGAUCCCAAAAAUAUUUGGGUGUCUUUAGCUGCAUCUGGGACACUUGCUGCUAUCAUGGGAAAGAGAUUCUACAACUCACGCAAAAUCAUUCCAGCUGGUCUCAUCGCUGGAGCGAGUGUCCUGAUGCUGGCAAAACUUGGAGCCAGAAUGCUACAGAAACCUCAGCAAUCAUAAUACCCAAACAGAAAUCACUGUCUGCUUUCAUUCAAAUAUAAUUUUCUUUGAACAACAUGUCAUUAUAGCUCAUUUUGUAUAAAAUGUAAAAUAAAAAUGUAGUUGUCAGGUGAAUAUCUGAAUUAAAGACUUCUGUUAAAAA
Sinocyclocheilus anshuiensis is the source of this 596-nucleotide messenger RNA. RefSeq names its product transmembrane protein 14C. The record is from RefSeq and is a predicted model, not a curated record. Lineage: Eukaryota; Metazoa; Chordata; Actinopteri; Cypriniformes; Cyprinidae. Gene Ontology annotation, biological process: regulation of heme biosynthetic process. Gene Ontology annotation, cellular component: mitochondrial membrane. Bases 128 to 454 code for a protein of 108 amino acids. The transcript has 5 exons.